AUGCAGGAUCAACUACAGCGGCAGGGAAGCCCAGAAAAUAGCAUAUGGAUCGACAAUGAGGACUUUACCGACUGGUGCUCUCUUGACGGAGAUAAACCGCCCCCUUACUGUUAUACGUUUAGCGUCGAAGGCCCGGAUUCUUCGACUUACGGAUAUCUGAAAGAGGAUGCGGGUGUGCAGGACCCUCACGAAGGAGACGUCAUUAUCCACUGUUGCAUGAAGGAAAUGACUGAGUGGAUGCGAAAUCUAGAUCAGGUGGAGUGUGAUGAUCUGGGAACCACGGCGUCGUUGAAAAUGGACACCCUAGCAAAUACGCUAAUCCAUGAGUAUGGGUGCGUGAUAUCCCUCGCCCCUUUAAGAAUAUCGAAAACUGAUGGUCAAGUAGUCAUUGGUACGAAAUUGGGCUAA
Molecule: messenger RNA, 408 nt
Organism: Penicillium lagena
Lineage: Eukaryota; Fungi; Ascomycota; Eurotiomycetes; Eurotiales; Aspergillaceae
Exons: 1
Coding region: 1-408 (135 amino acids)
Source: RefSeq, a predicted model, not a curated record